Molecule: messenger RNA, 4488 nt
Organism: Xyrauchen texanus (razorback sucker)
Lineage: Eukaryota; Metazoa; Chordata; Actinopteri; Cypriniformes; Catostomidae
Gene: slc6a16a
Product: solute carrier family 6 member 16a
Exons: 12
Coding region: 284-2359 (691 amino acids)
Biological process (GO): sodium ion transmembrane transport
Cellular component (GO): membrane
Source: RefSeq, a predicted model, not a curated record
GUGGGGGAGGGCCGCGUUACAGCAUAGGUAAAAAAAAAAAUCUAGGAGUUGUUCUCCAAUGACAGAGCACCUAACCUCAGGGUCUGACAUUGCUUUUGCCUUUUACCAAAGUUGUACAUUCGGAGUCCUCCAACGUGGCGAUCUCCUAAUCAGCCGAAGAGUGCGGAAAAAGUGAAAACGACGGCAUUAUUAUCUGAGCAGCCGACAGAAAAUCUGCCAAUCGAAGUUAAGCGGUUUUAAACAAAUCUACGAAGACAGGACAACUUCUCACACGAGCAGCACGAUGGAGAAGCCGCCAUUGCCCAGUGAUGAGGAUGGGUGUGUAUUGGCUGAGAGCCGUUCAGAGGUGGCUCUGGUAUCAGCAGAUGAUGGUGGACCUACCAGUGCUGAUGAGCAGGGGGAUGACCGGGUCGCGUGGGACAGCAAGCUGCAGUAUGUUCUUGCUCAAGUGGGCUUCAGUGUUGGCCUGGGCAAUGUUUGGAGGUUCCCCUACCUUUGCCACCAAAAUGGAGGAGGUUCAUUUAUGAUAUUGUAUGUAAUGUUGUUGCUCAUUAUUGGGGUUCCUCUGUUCUUUAUGGAGUUGGCCGCUGGGCAGAGCAUCCGUCAGGGCAGCAUCGGUGUCUGGAAACACAUCUCACCCCGCCUUGCAGGCAUCGGCUACUCUAGCUGCAUGGUUUGUUUCUUCGUGGCUCUGUAUUAUAAUGUAAUCAUUGCCUGGUCUCUGUUCUAUAUGGGGAAUUCAUUUCAAUAUCCAUUGCCAUGGGAACAGUGCCCUGUCGAUAUGAUCUCAAAUCAGACAGUGAAAGAAUGUGCGACAAGCUCUCCUACCACAUAUUUCUGGUUCAGAAAGGCUCUGGACAUCUCAGAUACCAUAGAUCAGUCAGGAGAACUUAACCCUAUAAUGACUGGUUGUCUCCUGGCUGCCUGGGCCAUAGUGUGUCUUGCAAUGAUCAAAGGCAUCAAGUCUUCUGCCAAGGUGAUGUAUUUCUCCUCUGUGUUCCCUUACGCUGUGCUGAUCUGUUUCCUCAUCAGAGGGCUUAUGUUGGAUGGAGCUAUUGAUGGGAUAAAAUAUAUGUUUUAUCCUAAGCUGGAGAUUUGGAAGGAAGUUCAGGUGUGGCGUCAGGCUGCCACACAGGUGUUCUUUGCACUGGGUCUGGGCUAUGGCUCUGUAAUCGCUUACUCAUCCUACAACCCUGUGCACAACAACUGCCACCGUGAUGCCAUCAUGGUCUCUGGCAUCAACUUCAUGACCUCAGUGCUGGCCUCCCUUGUUGUCUUUGUGGUCCUUGGUUUCAGAGCCAAAAAUAUUGCACUGACCUGUGUUGCAACUAAUGUGGCCAAGCUGGCAGGAAUGGCAACAACAAGUUCAUCACAGCACUGGUGGCCGUGGUUCAAUAUGUCUGACCCCAGAUCAGUGGGUCUGCAGGAAUACAGAGAAUGGUACAACCACUAUGGAACCCUGCUGGGGUCAAAUAUCACUGACUGUGACCUGGAAAGAGAAAUGAGCAAGGGUGUGGAAGGGACCGGCUUGGCAUUUAUAGCGUUUACAGAAGCGAUGGCUUUGUUUCCAGCAAGUCCAUUUUGGUCUGCUUUAUUCUUUCUCAUGCUGCUGAAUUUGGGCCUCUCCACCAUGUUUGGCACCAUGCAGGGAAUUCUUACCCCACUCAUGGACAACUUCAGAAUGCUGGGCCGCCACAAGACCAUGUUGACCAUCUGUAGCUGUAUCCUGGGCUUUUUCAUUGGCCUGCUCUUCACUCAAAGAAGUGGCAACUAUUUUGUGUCCAUGUUUGAUGAUUAUUCAGCCACAUUGCCGCUGAUCAUCGUGGUCAUCUUUGAGACUAUCAGUGUGGCAUGGAUUUACGGUGCUGAUCGAUUCUUAGAUGAUGUGGAAGUGAUGUUACACUGGCGCCCCCCGGUGGUUUAUUGCUACAUGUGGAAGUAUGUGUGCCUGCUUGGUAUGGUAGGACUGCUGGCUGCCAGUCUUCUCCGCAUGGUCUUUAAACGACCCACUUACACAGCCUGGGACCACAACAUGGCUUCUGAAACUAGUCUGGAGUACCCUAACUGGGCUCUGGCAAUGCUCUCCAUGUUAAUCAUUGCAGCAUCUCUCCCUGUGCCCAUUGGCUACCUGCUAUCCUAUCUGAAAGAUGGCCGGAACUUAUCAGUGGAGGCAGGCGAAGCUGAGCGUCAAAGAGAACAAUACUCCAAAUGCAAUUCCACUGAGCCAGAACCAAAUAACCAUCACUCCACACUGGAUGAAGACAGGAGUCUGCCAUGUUCCACCUUCCUUCCACUGAGUGCUGAGCACUACAGGCUGCUCCCACAACAGGAUGAUGGAGAGGAAGACACAGGGGUUUAAACCAUGAGACCAGAGGAAAGGCAGAAAAAUAGAGGACUAUUUAUUGAUCAGUAUUAGAUUUUUGGGGGGCAGACUCCAUUUAUUCUCAUUUUGGUAAUGAACAUUCUUGGAAAAAUAGAUUGGUCAACUAUAGCCCUCUAUGAGAGGGAUCAUUUUUAUAAGUGUACCAAAUGGUUCUUGUAUCCCUCAAUGGACUUAUCCUAAUUUAUGUGUCCUAUACCAGAAGUGCCUACACCAUAUAAUUCUCUCAUCAUUUACUCACCUUCAUACCAUCCCUUUUGUUUAUGAAUUUAUUUCUUCUGCUGAACACAAAGUUUUUAGAAGAAUAUCUCAGCUCUAUAGGUCCAUACAAUGCAAUUGAAUGGUGUCCAGAACUUUGAACUUUUAUAUGAUAGAUGUGGGUGAGAAACAUGCAGAUUUUUAAGUCCUUUUUACUAUAAAUCUCCACUUUUGCUUUCAAAUCCUCAUUCUUUUGUUUUUGGCGAUUCACAUUCUUCAUGCAUAUCGCCACCUACUGGGCAGGGAGGAGAAUUUAUAGUAAAAAAGGACUUCAGUAUUUAUCUGUAUCUCACCCACAUUAUAUUUCACGUACAUAUCAUAUUGCUUCUUAAGAUAAAGAUUAAACUACUGGAGUCAUAUGGAUUACUUAAAAGUUAUUGUAUGGACCUACAGAGCUGUGAAAUCAUUCUAAAAAUCUUUAUUUGUGUUCAGCAGUACACAGAAAGUCAUUCACAUCUGGGAUGGCAUGAGGGUGAACUAUCCUUUUAAUGAAUAUACACAAUUUUACAUCUGAUUACAGCUUCACCAAAUGAGAAGCAGCACCUUCAAUGCAACACAUUGAAAUUAAUAAUGCAAGUAAAUAUAGCUGGUGGAAGACUAUUGGAGGUUUAAAAAUACCAGAGUUAUACUGAUUAACCAGAGUUAUACUGAUUAACCAGAGUUAUACUGAUUGGUAGAAUACUAAUAUGAUUUUAUGUGUCCUUUCCAGUAAGGAAAUUAUAUUCUGAGGUAUAAAAAUCAGAUGUGUUUCUUAGAAUAAGAAACUAUUAGCCAUUAGCAUUAUUAUCGUCAGGUUUGUUUUAGCAUAGAUUGAUUACAAAAUCAAGUGUUUAAAUUGUAUUGUUGCAUAGUAUUAUAAGUGGAACACUGUGCGUAGUUACAUGGAAUGUCAACAAACAUAAAUUAAGUAUAUGAAUAGUUUUCAAUAAUGGUGAAAUACAACAUUUCCUUUUGUAGAACCACAGAUCAUAGUGUUUAUUUGAUAGUGGCUAUCAAAUACUGUAUUUUGCACAAAUAUGAGUUCAAAGCUACUUUGUAAAGCAGGCAACAAAAUUCACAGUUGACCAUCACCCUCAGGAGAACUAUGCACCCAAGAUAAACAUGCAUACUGUUUUACCACCCCACAUGUAAACAUAGACUAUCCAUUACCAUAGCUGAAUAAAGCCAUUUCUAAAGGGGGACUAUAAGGGUUAGCUGAGGUGUAUGCAAUUACACUGAAUACUCCAUAUUAAAACAUGACUGUCUGUCAUAUUAUGUGUCAUGCCAAACUGUUUAUUUGCUAUGCAUGCGCUGGUUUGAACUGUGAUAUCAAGCUGGAACCAUUAUUAAUUGCUGGUAUGUGGAUCCUCAGGUUGAAUCAUUGAUUUUGCAGGCAUGUGAACUAAAAUACACAAGGCAGCUUAAUUGCAUGCCCCUUGAUGUGGGUUGAUAUGAGUGAGGGAAAGUGAGCUUUUGGUCUGUUUCAGGCUGACCAGAAAGAAAGAUUUUAGUCUAUAUUUUAGACUGAUCCACAAGAGAGAGGUUUUAGUCAUUAGACUAAAAAUGAAAGCUUUUGUGUGUUUUUUUUAGUUUUUUUUUUACAUUUACUAUUAUGCUAUAGUUUAUAAUUUGAUUUGUUACAUUAGAUGUUGUUUGCAUGUUCCCUAUUUUGUAAGUAUUUCUCUUUGUAUAGUUCAGAUACAGUACCUCUGCUCUACUGUAAUAUUAUACAGUAUGGGUGUGAAUUUUUUAGUGUUUGUUUGUUUAUGUAUGUGUGUUAUAAAAAUUAUUAUUAUUUUAAUUGCAAAGUUGUUUUAAGUUGAAGAAUCGUUAUAUAUCUGGUCUGUGCCAAAUAAAAGGUUCUUUGGUCA